This is a messenger RNA of Zychaea mexicana, 841 nucleotides long. RefSeq lists its product as uncharacterized. Bases 197 to 664 code for a protein of 155 amino acids. The record is from RefSeq and is a predicted model, not a curated record. NCBI's taxonomy places the organism in Eukaryota, Fungi, Mucoromycota, Mucoromycetes, Mucorales, Lichtheimiaceae. The transcript is spliced from 2 exons.
GUCUGUUUGCGUGCGUUCUGCUGGGUAGAGCGUACUCUGUUGUUCGGUGGUGUCUGGCGGUUUCCGCCUUCGUCAGGCGUUGGGGAGCGGUCCGGCCAUCCCAGUGGAUGUUUCUUCGAGGUAAAGGCAGGAUUGAGUUGGCAGUGGCAGUGGCACUGCUACAGCCACCGGGGGUUGAAGGGAUGUGGGGGGGCACAUGGGGAUAGCGAUGAUGGUAGAGCCGGUGGUGGGGAGGGGAACAACGCUCUGGUUGUGUAGGCAGCAGGAAUAUACCAUCGUGUCACAUGUACAGCGGCGAUUCUUGACAGCAAAUGACAACCCAAGGCGCCGAGCUUGUAUAAUUACGGUACGUACUAUGCUUUCUUUAAUACCUACAACCAUCUUUAUAAGAAGAGGCUUACUAACUGAUAUAUCCUUUUUCCUUUCAUUCUUUCCUUCUUCGUACUGCAUUCAACUCGGAUGUGGUUUGAAGAAGGCUACUAGAAACUUAAGGAAUUUAUUCCUUUCCCAGGGUUGUCAUUCCAGUCAGUUCCAGCUCAUGUGGAUGGUGUUCCUGCAGAAGUCCUACCUGUACCAGGGCAAUGUUGUUCCUCCAAUCCCCGCCACCCGCUCAACCGGAGUUAUCCUCGCCCUUUCCAUGUCCUGGAUCCCCCACCGGUUGUAGUCAGUGUCAUGUCAUGUAAGUCCAACUCCUUCCUUCACCUUUGCCUUGGGGAUUCCUGAAGCUGGGGUGUCCGGACUGGGGUGUUUGGCCAGCGGUGUGUGUGGUACGCCGCGAUGGAAAGUGUCAGCUUUCCAGGCUAGCCGAGUAAAAACUUCGGGGUGUUGUGAGAAUCCCGUC